GCGUUGGCGGAAUCGGCAAUGUUGGCGCGUUUCCAAAACUACGUAGUGUUAUGACCUCUGUAGAAUUAAAGGCAAAAGCGAACAGCGAAUCUAUUGAUAGUUGUCUUUCAAAAAUUCCUAAUGACAAACCCAAGUCUAUAUGGGUUGAAGCAGUUAACUGUGAUACUUCUUGUCCCGUACAAAUCACGUAUACGGAUGAAAAAGCUAUUGGAAGCGGUUCUUUUGGUGUUGUUUACAUUGCUACUUUGUCUGACGAUCGAAAAGUUGCAAUUAAAAAGGUUCUGCAAGAUAAGCGGUAUAAAAACCGUGAAUUACAAAUACUUCGAAAACUUAAGCACUGCAAUAUUGUUUCUCUGUAUUAUUACUUUUAUUCAACAUCAUCGUCAAAACCAAAUGAAACUUACUUAAAUUUAAUACAAGAAUACAUUCCUCAAACAUUGAGUCGCCUUAUCAAACACUACUGGCGUAUUCGGCAGAUAAUUCCACUUGUAUAUGUUAAGUUGUAUAGCUUUCAACUUCUACGUGGAUUGGCCUACAUUCACAAUCAAGGUGUAUGUCAUCGAGAUAUAAAGCCUCAAAAUCUAUUAAUUCAUCCAGAUCAAGGUUUAUUGAAAAUUUGCGAUUUUGGGAGUGCUAAGAUGUUAAAUCCUGAUGAACCAAAUGUUUCGUAUAUCUGUUCAAGGUAUUAUCGUGCACCAGAGCUAAUAUUUGGCGCUACUCAUUAUACUGUACAAAUAGAUAUGUGGUCAGCUGGUUGUGUUAUUGGUGAGCUUUUACUAGGUCGACCACUUUUUCCAGGCGAAUCAGGAGUUGAUCAAUUAGUUGAAAUUAUCAAAGUUCUUGGUACUCCAACGCGUGAACAAAUCCAUGAAAUGAAUCCUCAUUAUAGCGAAUUCAAAUUUCCAAAUAUUCAAGGAUGUUCAUGGGAAAAACUUAUUCGUAAUCGAAGUACCAAUACAGCAGCAUUCUAUGUACUUGGAAAAUUGUUAGUUUACAGUCCCAAAACUCGUAUGACUGCUUGUAAUAUUUUGAGUUGCUGUUUUUUUAAUGAUCUCAUCUUGCCACCACCUGGUCAUUCAAUCGAUGCAACAGGUUAUUUACCUAGUGGUAAACCGGCGCCGAAUUUUUUGAAUCAAUUUACGGAACAAGAAUUAUCAUAUCUUCCAAAAGAGAUGACUACUCGAUUACGAGCAUUAAGAGCUUCAAAAAGUCAAUCUGUUGUAAAUCUUUCAACAUUGGAAAAAUGUGAAUCAAAUAUUUGUAAGAAAAAUAAUUUAUCUACACCAGUAUCAUCAUCUAAACCAAAGUCGGAACGAGUAAAACUUCGUAACUCUAAAACAUCACAUGAAAAUUUAAUAACUCCACGUUCAUCUUUACAAUUGCCUAAAGGAAUUAAAAAAGAUCAAAGAUCAUCUGUUAGUAGUAUAUUUACUUGUCGAACUGGAGUUAUAAAUCAAACAAAUUCUGUUCAUCAUAAUCUUUUUCCUAAUAUGAUUUCAUCAGUGAAUGAAAGUCGAUCUAAUCAAUAUGCUAGACGUCCAUCACAAGAUUCUAUGUUAGACAAUUUAAAAACGAAUUCUUCAAAGAUAUUUCAACAAUCACAUUUAUCUUUUUCUACAAAUCAAGUUACAAGUAUUGAUCCUAAAAUUAAUGAUGAAAAAUGUCCAAGUAAUAAUACUAAUACUAUACAUGAAGAUUCCUUUCAAUCAAACUGUACUUCUUAGCAACAAAAAAACCAUUCAAAUAAAUGAACCAUGAUACUACUGAAUUACUAUCAUCUUAUUUAUACAUUGUGUAUGUAUAUGAAUAAAUGAAAGAAUGUUUAUCUGGCAAUGUUAUAUACUUUAUUAUGCUAUCCAUUUCAAACAACGGUCACAUCAUAAUGUACUUUUCUCAAAUAGAAUAUCAUUUACUAACAUUUAUUCUCUUAUGUAUAUCCACUUCAGUUUUACAUUUGUAAUAAAUAAUUGAUGUAUUUUGUUACAUAAUCUUCCUACACUAUUUCAUCUUUUUUUUCUCCCUUUCAUCAUUUCAACUGUAUACAACAUAGUGUUAUUAUCUAUUCUGCAUAUUGUCUCUCUAUCCAGUGAAUUUUUUUUCCCUGUCAUUACAUAAUCACUUUUUUCUGUUUUACCUUCUCAACAAUUUGAUUGUCUGUUCUUUUUUGUCUCCUUGACUGAUCUCGUUUCAAUUUCUGUCAUCACAAAAAACAACGUUAAACUAGAUCUGUUUAAUUACACUAUUGACAGUGAUCAUUUUUCUUUCUUUUUUUUGGUUGUUGUUGUUGUCUAUUUGUUCAACAUGUAAUAAUUGGUCAACUAAUGAGAAGUUGUCUAUUUUCCUCUCUUCUGUUGUGUAUGUAUGUAUGUAUGUGUGUAUGUGUCUUAAUUUGUAUAGAUGUGUAUAUUUCCAUCAGACAACAAUUUGUACUAUUUUCAACAUGACAACUUAACAAUAUACUACUAUUUUCUUCAUAUUUAGUAGUAGCGCACAAUUACUUAGUUAGUUAGUUAGUAGUAGUACCUCGUGAUGUUGAAACAAUAUUAUCAUCAUUGAAUAAUUCAUCCGAAAAUGAAACUUUUGAUAAUGUACAAAAAUUCCAUUGUAAAAUUCAUUUUGACUUUCAUUUUUAUUGUGUCUUAUUCUCUCUCCAACUUGUCUAUUCUAUUUCUUUCUAUAAUUGUCAUACAUUAUCUCAUGGACAAUGGGUUAUUUCAUUAUUCUUUAUCCCAAUAUCAAUAUUUCUUCACUCGAUUAUUUAUUAUUCUUAUUCAAUUUUCCAUAGUGCAAUUAUCAUUUUUCUUUCAUUCAUUAUCUAUAUGUGUGUGUGAGAGAGAGAGGGGGGAGGGAGAUAGAUCAUUUAAUGAUUAACUUAAUUCUUGACAACAAAAAAGGUAACAACCAUUCUUUUUUUGUUUUUCUCUUUUUUUUCUAUAUUAAUUUCUUCUUAUGCAUUUAGAUAUUUCAUUAUUGUGAAAUGCAACAAACAAACAAUAAAACAGAAUAACAACAGUGC
Messenger RNA from Schistosoma bovis, 3016 nucleotides. The record is from the annotation of a GenBank genome assembly. Lineage: Eukaryota; Metazoa; Platyhelminthes; Trematoda; Strigeidida; Schistosomatidae.